This is a messenger RNA of Plasmopara halstedii, 204 nucleotides long. RefSeq lists its product as uncharacterized. The coding region runs from base 1 to 204 and encodes 67 amino acids. NCBI's taxonomy places the organism in Eukaryota, Oomycota, Peronosporomycetes, Peronosporales, Peronosporaceae. The record is from RefSeq and is a predicted model, not a curated record. The transcript is spliced from 2 exons.
AUGUAUCACAUCAACGGAUCUCAGACUACCUUUUUCUUUUUAUACGCAUUGUCAUUCGGAGAUAUUGCUGAUGCACACCGGAAGGCCCAUUAUAGCCAACAAAUUUGCAUCAUAUCCCCGCGCAACGUCUCAUUUGACUUUGAGCUAUCUGCAGCCACCAUUAGCGAUAGAGUCAGACUGCGCAAGUCUUCUUUUACAAAGUGA